UCGUCGUAAUGCAGACGCAUAUGCUACGUAUUGAUUCCCUGAUCUGGGUCGUUUUCAGCUUUCACCUCGAUUGAUGCCAGAUACCAAUAUAAUGCUGUAUUUGAGUAUUUGUAUGCUUUUUCCUCUUUUGGGCUAAAUGCACUUGUCUCAGCUAGCUAGGAAUUUUGGGGUUUACUGAAUUACAACACCCAAAAGCAGCGAUCCUAUCCUUUAAUUUAGGGAUGGAUAUAGCCCAGGCGCUCUUAAGAACAAUAGAUGAUAGGCAUCCAGAAGUAUUGCUAUUUUUCAACAUGUUAGGCACCACCACCGUUCUGAUUAAGGCAUUCAACCAUGGCAUUUCACUUUUUUUUUAAAGUAACGCAAUCUACUUAAAGUUUCAAAACUAGUCUGGAAGGAAAAAAAUUCUUCCAUUUUGCCCAAUCAUGGAGCCAUCCCACUACUGGGCCAGCUGUAGUAUUUGUGAGUCAAAUGUGAAUAACCUUUGAAAGUGAGUGUUUGUGAGUCAAAUGUGAAUAACCUUUGAAAGUGAUACGAUUUCAUUACAUAUAAUUUAUUUUGGACUUUUUUUUUGCUGUGUUAAGUCUUCCUUGAAUCGGGUUUGAAAAAGUUUUCAUUGAUCAAACCUAAUCUAUUUGAGUGGACCGAUGCAAUGUUUUCCUCACGCGUUUGUAAUUAUUUAGCCUAAAUGUUGAGCUGACGUGAAUUAGGAUAGCAACAUAGAUUAUUGAGUGAUUAUUUAUCUCUAAUCUUAAGCAAGCAAGGUACUGAUGUGGCUACCAACCCACAGUCUAGGAGUCAGCUAGUCAAGGCAACUGGAGUUUGGUUCUUAGAUUUUUUUCGUUUUCUUUUGAGGGGAAACCGUGGGGGAGUUCCCUAAUCCCUACAACAGUUUUGUAAAAUAAAAGGAGAAUGUGUACAAGGAGUUGUAAGGAAUUUACAGGAGGAUUAUAUCUAAUGGUCUAGCCAUGAUAAAUUAAAGGUCUAAGUUCCUCUUUUACCCUGUGCAAUUGCUGGAUAUCUUCUUGUGGAUGAUGUAUAUCUAUAAUAACGAAAAGGUCUUCUGCCUGUGAGUUUCGGAAGAAGAGGUCAACUGUGUUGGAGCAAUUUAUAAUAGUUAGGUUGUAUAUAGAUUACGAAAAUCAUAUUCUAUCUGCUACAUACCUAAUAUCUUUUUUAAUCUGAACCCUGUAGUUUUGAAAAUUGCUGGACCCUGUCAUUGAUACAACAACGGCAUCCAUCUAUAUAUGUCUGUAGCAUUGCAGCUGGGAUUAUCACUGCACGCAUCAACUAUAUACUCCUCUGUUUAGGUGCUGCUUUAGUUCUGCCUUCCCUCAUCCCUUCUGCACACUAGGAACUUUGAUGACACUCUCUUGCUUUACUCAAAAGGACAUAUUUUCCACAUCUUGACGACAAAGACAAUUUGAUUAAAUGUGUAAAGCAAGCACAUGCACUCCAAGAAUAAUACAAGGAUUUCAACAAUUUUCAGCAAGCCUGCAGAUGUGAUGUAAAAGGAUGGAAUUUUAUCUUAAGUGUUGAUUAUUGCAAAUAUACUGAUAUAUCAAAGUCAAACUGCAUGAAGAGAAAUGGUAGAGGUUGCUGUUCUUUUUGUCAUACAAAAGAUUGGAAUAGCUGUGGCAGGUGAAACACUAAAGUUAGCUAAACCCUUGCUUGGAAAGAAUUCUGAGUUGCAAAUGGCACUUCCAGUUAACAUGAAACUGAUAAAAGAUGAACUUGAGAUUAUUAAUGCAUUCCUUAAGGAAAUUGGCAUGAAGGGUUGCCAUGGUGAAGUUGAAGAAACUUGGAUAGGGCAAGUCCGAAGGUUGGCGUAUGAUAUGGAAGACAUUGUAGAUCAAUUUAUGUAUGUUGUUGGUGAAAACAAACAGAAAGAAUCAUGGGGUUGUGUGAAGAAAAUUUUGAAGAAACAUCAAUAUUUAUUUUCACUUGAUGAAAUCGCCACCAAAGCAGAUAUAAUAAACAAAGAGCUUAUGGAGCUUUCGAAAAGAAUAGGUCGUUGGACUGAACCAAUAUCUGGUUUGAGUUAUAUUCCUGCAACAAACUAUGACAGCGAACAACAACUUUAUCAACCUGUACAUGGUCAUUCAAUCAAAGAUGAUGAACUUGUAGGAAUUAAUAAAAAUAGAGAAAUCUUGAUGAAAUCGUUGCAUCUGGAAGAUUGCUCUCUUCGGAUCAUUGCUGUUUGGGGUAUGGGUGGCCUCGGGAAAAGCACCCUUGUCAAUAAUGUCUACAAAAAUGAAGCACUAAUAUCCAAUUUUGAUUGCCACGCAUGGGUUUCUGUUUCUCAGUCAUGUAAAAUUAUUGAUAUUUGGAGAAACAUGCUGGAAGUUAUCUAUGGAAAUAGAGCAUUCGAUGCUGGAAGUAUGGACAGUGCAGGACUAAGAGUGGAACUGAUGAAAAUUCUGAAUAAAAAGAGGUUCUUGAUCAUAUUGGAUGAUGUCUGGACGGCUGAAGUUCUUUUUAAAAUUAGAGAGGUUCUUGUCGAUAAUGGCCUGGGAAGCAGAAUAAUAAUCACGACAAGAAUUGAGGAAGUAGCUUCAAUAGCUGAGGAUGGUUGUAAGAUCAAGGUAGAGCCUCUUAAUGACCAUGAUGCAUGGCUUCUAUUUUGCAAGAAGGCAUUUCCAAAAACUAAAAAUCAUGUCUGCCCCACAGAACUAUAUCAGUGUGGUAAAGACAUAGUGGAGAAGUGCGAUGGUUUACCGUUAGCUCUUGUGGCAAUAGGGAGUUUAUUGUCCCUGAAAAAGAAGAGUGUUAAAGAUUGGAGGGUCUUUUAUAAUCAACUUAUUUGGGAGCUACACAACAAUGAGAGCCUAAAUCACGUGGCAAAAAUUCUAAAUCUAAGCUAUAAACACCUACCAGACUAUUUGAAGAAUUGUUUCUUGUAUUUUGCUCUUUUCCCAGAAGACCAUCCAAUACUUAGAAAAAAAUUGAUUAGAUUGUGGAUUGCUGAAGGGUUUAUUGAAGAAAAAGGAACAUGCAGUUUAGAAGACAUUGCUGAAGCUUACCUGGGAGAACUCGUCCAACGAAGUAUGCUUCAGGUUGUGAAGUGGAACAGUUUUGAUAGGAUUCAAUGUCUCCGUAUGCAUGAUCUUGUGCGUGAACUAGCCAUUUUCCAAUCUAAAAAGGAGAGUUUUAGUAUAACUUAUGAUGACACUCAUGGGGUGGGACAGGUGGGAUUGGAUUGCCGUCGUGUGUCGGUGCUCCAGUGCAACCAGGGCAUUCUAUCAAGCAUAUGUCCAUCCAGGCAUCGCACAUUCAUAUCAUUUGACACCAGCAUGGCAUUAUCUUCAUGGUAUUCUUUUAUUUUCUCGGAAUCUAAGUACCUUACAGUAUUAGAAUUAUCCGGCUUGCCUAUUGAGGCUAUUCCCACUUCAGUUGGAGAGCUCUUCAACCUCAGGUAUUUGUGCCUAGAUGACACAAAUGUGAAGGAACUCCCUAAAUCUAUUACAAAGCUUCACAAUUUACAAACAUUGAGCCUUGAACGUACACAAGCACUGAGUUUUCCACGAGGGUUUUUAAAACUGAAGAAAUUGCGUCACCUCCUUAUUUGGAAACUGCUAGAUGCAACAUACAGAAGUUUCCAUAAUUGGGAACCUAUGGAGCCAUUUGAGGGCUUGUGGAAUCUGAAGGAAUUGCAGUCUUUGAACGAAGUUCGAGCAACUAAAGUCUUUGUUGCUAAACUUGGAUAUUUAUCCCAGCUGAGGUCUGUUUCCGUUACUUAUGUGAGAAGUAGCCAUUGUGCACAACUGUGCUACUCUUUAUCAAAGAUGCACCAGCUUACAAGAUUACACAUAAGAGCAAGCAACGAAGAUGAGCUCCUCCUGCUGGAAGAUUUGACAUUGCAAAAUCCUCUUGAAAAGCUCGAAUUGGUAGGGCGGUUGUCUGAAGGAACUUUGAAAUCUCCAUUUUUCUCUACUCAUGGAAAUCAACUUCUUCAAAUAGAGUUAUCAUGGUGUCAGCUCAUAGAGAAUCCAGUAGCACAGCUUUCUGGAUUUUCAAAUUUAACUGAAUUACGUCUUACAAGGGCAUACACUGGACAGCAGCUAAACUUUCAUGGAAAGUGGUUCCAAAAAUUGAAGAACGUUGUACUGUGGGAUUUGCCGCAAGUCAAUCAAAUAUGCAUACAUGAGGGAGCUUUGGUCAGCCUUGAAAGUCUUCACAUCAAUGGCCUCAAGGAAUUGCGGGACGUUCCUAUUGGUAUUGAAUUUCUCAAUUCUAUCAAAGAGGCAUACUUUACUAGGAUGCAUUCUGAUUUUGUAAGGAACCUUCAAAUGGGAAAGGUAAAUCAUAUUCCGAAGGUCUACUGGUCAACACAAGGUGUGUCCACAGGUGAAACAGAAGCCGCUAACCUGCCCGGACCAUCCAGCACCACGCCACAGUGGCGAUUGUUAGGUCCGUCAGGUUGGGUCUUCAUCUAACCCAGCUUGCAAAAAGACGGUGAUUGGCAACUUCAAGGGCCGCUGGGAUUUAUCUUUGUAAUCUUCUUCAACAGAAAGCAGCUCUUUCCACUAUAAGCAGCUUGCCCAUCGUCAGAACUCGGAGGCUUCAUCGGUGGACCACUUCCUUGUUGCCGUGACCCGAUGUCGGUGUCUGUCCUGCUAAAAUUACCAAAUCAGACUACCUCUGUAUUGAUUUGGAAAGAGAGAACUAAAAAGACAAAUCCAGAAAAUAGUGAGUGUUGCUAUGAUGCUAUCCCAUGGUUGAUGGUUUAUCAUUACAGUGUUCUCGGUUUUACGUUGUUCUUGUAGUUUUAACUCUAUUCUGGCUGCCAUCUGUGCUGUGUUAUGACGCUGGAAUUCCCAGCCUUCUUUGCUUUUUUGUACGA
Molecule: messenger RNA, 4840 nt
Organism: Phragmites australis (common reed)
Lineage: Eukaryota; Viridiplantae; Streptophyta; Magnoliopsida; Poales; Poaceae
Product: disease resistance protein RPM1-like
Exons: 4
Coding region: 1584-4433 (949 amino acids)
Biological process (GO): defense response to other organism
Molecular function (GO): ADP binding
Source: RefSeq, a predicted model, not a curated record